Patiria miniata (bat star) is the source of this 1544-nucleotide messenger RNA. RefSeq names its product mitochondrial import inner membrane translocase subunit Tim13-like (gene timm13). NCBI's taxonomy places the organism in Eukaryota, Metazoa, Echinodermata, Asteroidea, Valvatida, Asterinidae. The coding region runs from base 116 to 400 and encodes 94 amino acids. The record is from RefSeq and is a predicted model, not a curated record. The transcript has 3 exons.
UAGAGGGCGCACUUCUGCAAUUCAAUCUCACGUGUGUCGUGUUUGCCGGUAAAAGCUAAUUUUCUUCUCAACAAACCGGAUAGAAUUACUAUUUAAGAUUAAACAAAAUACAGGCAUGGAUUCGUUUUCAUCACCUCCGUCUGGAGGCAAAUUAGAUAGUGCACAAAGAGGACAGAUCAUGGAUCAAGUGAAGACACAGAUCGCACUGGCCAACGCACAGGAACUUCUUCAGAGAAUGACAGACAAGUGUUUCAAGAAAUGUGUAAACAAGCCUGGCACAACAUUAGAUUCCUCUGAACAGAAAUGCUUAGCGUUUUGCAUGGACAGAUAUAUGGAUGCCUGGAACACAGUCUCAAGGACGUACAACCAGCGAUUACAGAGAGAGCAUAACAAGAUGUGAUGAUAGGUGUGGCUCCCCCCGGAUUAGAGGCAGUCUUCCCGGUAUAGUGGCACCCCUGGUAGAAUGGGCACAGACCACUAAGGAGGACAAUUUUACAUGAAUGGAUGCAUUGAGUUUAGUGUGAUUUGUGGUGUACUUUGUAAGGAAUAGUUGAGGUUGAAGUUGUGCUGUUCUGUAAAGGACAUGUAAUUAUUCAUCCCAAAAAUUCAAUAAAACACUGGUCUCAAUCUCAUUCAAGACCACUGUUUAAAGUUUGGGUGCUACAACUGUUCUUGUGGCAGAAUCUCACUCAAUCAUAUAUCUUAGCAAAUCAAAAGCUGCAUAAAAUAUAUAAUCAACAUUUUUACAUGUAUUGAAUAGAGGUUGUAAAACUUGUUUUUUUUAAAAGAAUGUGUGAUGGUAUAUUUUUCAUAUUCAGUUUUCAUAUGAAGUCUCUUUGUGUAGGCUACCUUCAAGUUAGUGAUUGAGUUGAGUUACUCUCGAUGUGUUGCAAGUCCGCAUUUGUCAAUCCAGUCUCAAGUCGUCGUAACUUUUUUUUCCUCCCAAAUGAAAUGAGACAAAAAUAGUCCUUUUUAUUGUUCUUCCCCUGUUAGUUGUGACCUUGAAUUGACCAUCACAAGGUAUCUUGACUACAAAACUGCCUACAGUUUAAAAAAACCCACCUCAUACAUGUAUAAAAACCUGCUGAAACCCGCGGAGUCCUUUCGCAGGAAAGUAUUUCCUUACACAUUUGGAAAUGUUUCUUGGUCCCAGAUUCAUGUCUUUGCAAUAUUUUUGCAAUGACUGACCUUUACUGAGAUGAUAUAUGAAGAAAAAAACGGUGUCAGGUUGUAACAUUCUUUCCCAGGAAUUUUCCACAUUUUAGACGACAUUGACAUUAAUUGCAAAAUAUAAAACUAGUCAUGCUAGUGGUAAUUUUAUUUAUUUUUAAAGGGAUUGCUGUAGUAUCCCAUUUUUUUGGAAGAUCCAAAAGUAGUUGUAUUUUUUAAUUUGAAAUGUUAUUGACUGCAAACUAUUGUUUAUUUGCCAUUUGAUUGCCUCGUGGCAAAUGAAUAAUGUUCCAAUGACUGUUAUCUGGUAUAAUGUGAAUUCUAAACAAUUUUGAAUAAAAAAAUACCCAGGAAUGGUAAAUUGAGUUAAUUGA